Molecule: messenger RNA, 957 nt
Organism: Pelobates fuscus (common spadefoot toad)
Lineage: Eukaryota; Metazoa; Chordata; Amphibia; Anura; Pelobatidae
Product: olfactory receptor 6N1-like
Exons: 1
Coding region: 1-957 (318 amino acids)
Biological process (GO): G protein-coupled receptor signaling pathway; detection of chemical stimulus involved in sensory perception of smell
Cellular component (GO): membrane
Molecular function (GO): olfactory receptor activity; G protein-coupled receptor activity; odorant binding
Source: RefSeq, a predicted model, not a curated record
AUGGAAAAUUCAUCCAUGGUUGUUACAAGCUUUGAGCUUCUUUGGAUCAAGGAGAUAGAAAUGUUUCAAUAUCUUUACUGCACAUUAUUUCUUGUGGUGUAUUUAUCUAUCCUACUGAUGAGUUCACUGGUUGUUUUUGUGGUUUGUACUGAAGAAAGCCUCCAGGAGCCCAUGUAUAUUCUUGUAUGUACCCUCGCUCUCAAUGGAAUGUUUGGGAGCUGUUCUUUUUUCCCAAAACUCAUUUUUGAUUUAUUAACUUCAUCAAACACAAUCUCAUAUUUGAGCUGUCUCUCUCAGAUUUACUUUCUGUUAAAUUUUACUUGUUUUGAAAUUUGUAUAUUUACACUCAUGGCUGUCGAUAGAUACUUGGCUGUGUGCUAUCCCCUCCAAUAUGUCAUAAUUAUGACUAAUGAGAAAACGUUAAAAAUAAUCACUGGACUUCUGGUUGCCACUUUUAUGGGAGUGUUGGUAGCUGUACUUCUGUCUGCAAAACUCCGUCUUUGUGGAAGACAAAUCCAAAAUGUAUUUUGUGAUAAUCCAUCAAUUGUCCUCCUUUCCUGUACUGAUUCAACAGCAAAUAAUCUCUAUGGAACAACUGUUACUGUUGUUUUCUUAACAAUCACUUCCAUAAUUAUUGGUUAUACAUACCUAAGAAUAUUUAUUGUCUGCAUUAAGCUCUCCAAAAUGGUUCGUAACAAAGCAAUGCACACUUUGAUGACUCAUUUGCUAAAUUUCUGUAUUUUUCUAACAGGCUUCAUCUUUUCUUUUAUUCGGUAUAAACUAAAUACUAUUGACUUACCGCUUUCAGUACACUUUCUAUUCACGAUAAGUAGAUUUGUCUUUCCUCCUUUUCUCAAUCCACUAAUCUAUGGUUUAAGAACCAAAGCACUAAAAAUAAAAAUAGCUCAUCACUUUUCAAAGACAAACGUGGAAAACAAAUUUUUGGCAUUUAAAUAA